Amorphotheca resinae ATCC 22711 is the source of this 310-nucleotide messenger RNA. RefSeq lists its product as hypothetical. The transcript has a single exon. The record is from RefSeq and is a predicted model, not a curated record. Bases 4 to 192 code for a protein of 62 amino acids. Lineage: Eukaryota; Fungi; Ascomycota; Leotiomycetes; Helotiales; Amorphothecaceae.
CAAAUGGCUAUCGAUCGAGCGGAUAGGGCACGUGCGGAGAGGGAUCGUGCGGUAAGGGAGCGUGCGGAUAGGGAACGGGCGGCGAGGGAGAGGAUGCAGGAGAUGAUGGAAGAGAGGUUGGAAGAGAGGAGAGAUCCGAGGGACAAGGAAAAGGGUGGUGAUAGAUCGGACUUUGAAUGGGACUGGCUUUGAUUGCUGGGUGGAAGGGUAGUAGUAUCGCUCAUACAGCAUCUCAGAAGGGGAUGUGAUAUCACACUGGUAAUUCGAAUAGGCCGAGUACGUCUGGCUGCUCGUAAUACAUGGAUAAGCC